Pyricularia pennisetigena is the source of this 1797-nucleotide messenger RNA. RefSeq lists its product as uncharacterized. The record is from RefSeq and is a predicted model, not a curated record. Lineage: Eukaryota; Fungi; Ascomycota; Sordariomycetes; Magnaporthales; Pyriculariaceae. The transcript has 6 exons. Bases 1 to 1797 code for a protein of 598 amino acids.
AUGAGAUUUGAGAAUAUGAACUCCUGGUGUGUCAUUGUCAAGAGCGCGUCGCAGGCAUCAUCCUGCUUUGUGGUGAGCGCCCCUGACUCCUUGACUACUCACCGCAUCUUGGUCGCUGUGUCGGUCAACAACUUCAAGGUUUCAAAGGUGGAACCUUCUCGCGUCAAUUGCAUCGCUAGUAACCUGCACAGAGCCAUUCUUGCCAUCCUUGGAAUCCUGACCCUUCUCGCCCAGCGUGGAGCCACCGCUCGGCGAGCCAGCCUGCUGUUCCUUGAAUCUCCUGUGCCGCGGCUUGCCGCCGAGGUCCGAAAUCAUGAACCUGAAGGUGUUGACCAGCGUCGUUCUGCCCUCGUAUAUGGGGAAAAGUCCAACGGCGCCGAGGGAGCAGAAGAUCCAGAUGAUGCCGAUGGCGACCUGCGUAGAGAAGCUUACCAUGCCAAAGACCAACGUGAAGAUCGGUAUCAGCACCACGGGCGCCAGCAGAGCGACCACGUUGCCCGCCAGCAUCGGGUUGUUGGAGCCGGUGCACUUGACGUCGAGCACGCCGCACUCGCGCUUGGCAGUCGCGAGCCAGGCCGCGAUGGCAGCCACCAGGCCGCAGAUGGGCGACAGCGUGGCGGCCCACUUGUUCAGGCCGGACCAGGUCAGGGUCAGGGCGGCGGGCAGGACGGCCGCGGAGAUGAUGACGCCCAUCAUGACGUACAGGUAGCCCAUGCUGAUGCCGGCGUACCAGAGGCCGACGGAGAAGGUGGCGAUGAAGGCGGCGUACCCGACCACGAUGCAGUGGCUGAUCCAGAUCAGACGCUUGCCACUGGCGCCGGGGUUGAAGUGAAGAUGGACGAGACGGCGAUGAGCUCGGACGAGGUGGCCGACGUGACUGCCAUGAAGUGCCACGGCCGCGUAAGGGAGCACGAGGCCCUCGGACACUUCGCCGUCGGACAUGCGGUUCGGAAAGGUAGGGAAGCGUGGGCUGCUCUCGAGCGCGAUGGCGGCCAGACCCAUCGUGGUCGCGGUCAGCCAGGGAAUGGCGAACCAGGACAGGCCGCCGAGGAUGUAGCCCGGAAGGGCGUGGACGGGCGACGCGGCGAUGGCCUUGUUGUAGUAGCCGUUGUCGAGAAAGACGGUGCCGAAGUUGCCGACGAUGUUGAUGACGAAGAAGAUGGCGCCCUCCCUGGACUGCAUCGUCAGAUAGCUGCCAUCCUUGUUGCCGUCGACGGGGUGGCGGGAUGCUGCCUCGACGAGCAGGUCGUACACGGCCGACGGGGAGCCAAGGUCUUCCGACGUGGCGUAGGUCGUGAGCGCGAAUAUGAUGAUGAUGACGAGCAGGAUGAAGGUGUGGACCCAGUCGGUCAGGAUGGUCGCCUUCAGGCCUCCGACCAUGGUGUAGGCCACAACGCCCACAGGGAGAAGGUAAAUGGCGGCGAUGGUAUGCAUCCCGGUGAGGGCAUUGACGGUGGCCGAGCCGCCGACGAUGAGCAUCAGAGACACCAGGAUGUUGGUGACGAGACCAAAUACCAUAAAGGUGAUGUGGGCGGCGGUGCCGAACCGCGCCUUGAUGACUUCGAGGAAUGUGUGGGCAUUAGGUGCGCGACGCUUCAGCUCGAUGGCCAGGGUCGCGAAAAGGAUGAUCUGGACCGUGGCGCCGCUCGCAUACCUGAGAUCAAAGGGACACCGGUGGAUUGGAGGAGCGUGGCCGCCCAUGUCCACGACGACACGACAGCCGACCCGACAAGACCGGAUUUUACGGUCCUGCCGGCCGUGUUGAACAUCUCGGAUGUUUGCAACUCAGCAUUGUAA